AUGAUAUGUUUUCUUGACUGCUUGGACCCAACAACUAUGCUGACUCAAAAGCUCACCUACCAGAACCAUUGCUCUGAAACAUGGAGCGUGAAAAGUCUUUCAGGGGAGGAAUACCUGAUUCAAAUCGGCUUUCCUCGUGACUGGAAAAGCAGUUCACAAGGCCCGAUUGAUGUUCCUGUGCCCAUUAUAUAUCUCACAGACGGAAAUUCAGUAUUCCUCACUGCCCUUGAGGCACUGCAUCGACGGCUGUCGAUGUGCCCGCCUCCUUUCCCAACUGGUGUUGUUGUUGCCAUCGGCUACCCGAUUUCUCCCGACUCAAAUAGUGUCAUGUGUCCGCGUCGGACAUGGGACCUCACACCACCUGCUGCCAAUUCGUCGGAGUCCGAAGGGGGAGCUGACAUGUUUUUGGAUUUCAUCGAAAAUCGGGUUCGUCCAUUAUUACGUCGAAGGCUGCAAGAGACACGGCGUGCUACCGCUGGGCAAGAGGCCCUUUAUGGACACUCGUUUGGUGGACUUUUCGCUCUCCACGCUCUGUUUACGAGGCCGACGAUGUUCAAUUGCUUUUUAGCGAGCAGUCCAAGCAUCUGGUGGAGCAACCAGUUUAUUUUAUCAGAAGAAGUUAUUUUUUCUGCUCCCGAAAAUGACCGAGGAUCUAAGCCAUCAUUGAUGCUCUUUGUUGGUGGACAGGAACAAGAUCCACCCAGAAAACGUCAUGAGAGGGAGAAAGAAUACGAGAAGAGGUCAAAACGUCAUUAUGAACGGCGUAUGGUUGACAACGUCCUCGACAUGCAAAACCGACUUCGAUUAUCGAGAAAUUUGGAGUUUCUGGCUGCCAAGAUAUAUGAAGGUGAGGACCACGGUACGGUAAUUGCGUGCUCCAUCAGUAAAGGCCUGGCAAUCUUCUUUGAAAACUGGCCUUUUGAACCUUCUUCGUAUUAA
Colletotrichum truncatum is the source of this 939-nucleotide messenger RNA. Its product is annotated as IroE protein. NCBI's taxonomy places the organism in Eukaryota, Fungi, Ascomycota, Sordariomycetes, Glomerellales, Glomerellaceae. The record is from RefSeq and is a predicted model, not a curated record. Gene Ontology annotation, molecular function: hydrolase activity, acting on ester bonds.